UAUUAUCUUUUUAUUUUGCUUCACCUCCCCGUGUGAAGUUGGGAUUUUAGGACUUGGGUAGAAGAGUGGACUUGAAAGAGAAAGGGUAAUUUAGACUUUUCAUACAUCAAUAGAUGAAAAAUACAUUGUAUUUGUAAGAGGUCAUUUUGCUAAAGACUGUGAGGUCAUUUAGCUCAAUAACCCUAAUAAUAAUAGAGGGUGUCUGUUGAGGGUAAAGAAAGAUAAAAGCCUCGCUCAAGAUCAUUAUUCCUGCCCUUUUUCUGUAACUCUGAAUCUCUUUUCUUUACUCUUCUAUCUUCUCUGCCACAACAAUCAAUGGCUUCCAGUCGAUGGCUUAGGCCUGAGGUUUAUCCACUGUUCGCUGCCGUCGGCGUCGCCGUUGGAAUCUGUGGGUUUCAGUUGGUUCGCAAUAUCUGUAUCAAUCCUGAAGUCAGGGUUUCCAAGGAGAAUAGGGCAGCCGGUGUUUUGGAAAACUUUUCUGAGGGAGAGAAGUACUCUGAGCAUUUUCUGAGAAAAUAUGUUCGGAACAAGACUCCUGAGAUCAUGCCAUCCAUCAACAGCUUCUUCACUGAUCCAAACCGGAGCUAAAUAUGACUUCAAUCAAAGCUUUACUGCGGUUCUUUGUUAUUUGAAAGUUGAUGUGGGUUGCAAACAAAAUUAAACUUUGGAUGAAUAUGUUAAAUAAAUAAUAUGGUUAUGUACUUCUGGGUUUAAUAGUCUUUGUGUAAGCCAAACUCGAAUUUGAAUUUGAACUGUGUUUUGGUGCA
This is a messenger RNA of Humulus lupulus (European hop), 767 nucleotides long. RefSeq lists its product as uncharacterized. NCBI's taxonomy places the organism in Eukaryota, Viridiplantae, Streptophyta, Magnoliopsida, Rosales, Cannabaceae. The transcript is spliced from 3 exons. The coding region runs from base 316 to 588 and encodes 90 amino acids. The record is from RefSeq and is a predicted model, not a curated record.